Molecule: messenger RNA, 255 nt
Organism: Penicillium digitatum Pd1
Lineage: Eukaryota; Fungi; Ascomycota; Eurotiomycetes; Eurotiales; Aspergillaceae
Source: RefSeq, a predicted model, not a curated record
AUGAUACAAAACUCGGGACUGACGAACCGUCAACGAAAUGUUCAUCCAGCGGAUUGCUGGUCCAUGGAAGAUUGUCGGCUGUUGGGCUUGGUUCCUGGGUCAACUUACCUGCCAGUUUCAGCAUCUCUACGAUGCCCAAGAUGCAUACUACUUCUGCUCUUCAUCUCCUCCAGUGGCCCCUUAUUCGGGGCUUGGUCUCUGGGGCCUGUGAUCCACAGCAUCUUCUUCAAUUGGAGAUGGCCCGCGAGCCAUUGA